AUGUCGGUGUCAAGCCUCGGAGCCGCAGCAGUCCUGCCUGGAGGGUCGAGUAGGAGCGACUCCGUGUCUGAAGGGGGGUCCGCAGAUUCUCUGUUUAUUAGAGACAUUCACGACAGGAGAGAGCGAAAGCGGCUCGAGCUAGAGAAGGAGCUGACCGACAGCGACGAGGAUAGUGGCGGAUUUUUCCACGACCUCUUGCGGCAGUUUCGGCACUGCUGCGCAGGGAGGAAGAAGAGCCGCCUUGCUUACGGGGAAGGAGCCUAUUCAGGAGUCGCGACAGCUGCCGCAGACGGAUUCGCCGCCGCAGUUGCCAAGGGGCCUCCUAGAGCGAGGACAUACUCUGGCUCUGUCACGGGGAGCCACAGCGGCAGCAGCAGCAGCACAGCCACACGCAGCGACUUGGCAGACAAGUACAUAGGCGACAAAGCGUACAUGGCUAUCAGGAUUGUGGGCAUGUACGUCAGAAGACAUGGAGAACUGACGGAGUACGCAGCCUUUAACGUGACUCCAAACGAGAAGGAGCUCUUCCCUCCUUCCUUCCUCGGAUUCAAGACGUUGGAGGAUAUGCAGGAAUACGUACUGGAGCUUUUCAAGAGAGACUUCAGGGUGAAGCGCGCAAGUGGUGUCUCCGCUUUGCUCUUCAAAUCACGAACUUUGCAUACUGCCGCUCCCGAAAGGGCUGACUAUACUGCAGAGCGAGAAAGCCGAGCCGAUGUUCUUGCGAAGCUUCAAGAUCUUAGGGAGAAAGAUCCUAAGUAUGACGCCAAGAUGCUCUACACGAACAUGUUCAAGGCAACCGCUGAUGAAGAGAACCCAGAUGAAGUCUUUGCCUUGUGA
Messenger RNA from Cyclospora cayetanensis, 837 nucleotides. RefSeq lists its product as uncharacterized. The transcript is spliced from 8 exons. Bases 1 to 837 code for a protein of 278 amino acids. The record is from RefSeq and is a predicted model, not a curated record. NCBI's taxonomy places the organism in Eukaryota, Apicomplexa, Conoidasida, Eucoccidiorida, Eimeriidae.